AUGGUUCUUCAAAAUAAAAUAGAUAAUCAAGAAAUUUCAGAAGUUCAUAGUCCAACAAAAGCUUCUGGAAAUGAAAUUAGAAUGAUUGGAAAUAGUAAUUUAAACCAAAUGAAGAAAUCUAAAAUGAAGUAUAUGAAGGUGUCAUUGUAGACUAAAUAGCUAUUACAUUAAAUGGUUUAGAGAGAAGGAAUGAAAAUUAAAGAAGUAAUGAUUUUUAACUAUAUGACAUUUAUAUAGGCUGCUAAAAUUCUUGGUAUCAAGUAUGCAACAGCAAAAACUAUAGUGUACCAUAGAAGACUUAAGCGUAUAGAGAAGGGAAAAUGUGGAAUAAGAAUGUGUGGUUAUACUGAAUUGGUUGAUAGUAGAAUUUCUCGUUUACAGAUCAUUUCAAUAACUGGAAAUGAUGUGAAGUAUUGUAAGGAGUAUAUUCUGUGA
Paramecium pentaurelia is the source of this 435-nucleotide messenger RNA. Lineage: Eukaryota; Ciliophora; Oligohymenophorea; Peniculida; Parameciidae. The record is from the annotation of a GenBank genome assembly.